AUGUCUUCAUCCGUGAUUCAUCCAUGCGAGUACUGUGUGGAUGCCCGAGGCUCCUCCUUACCUUCGAGCGAACAUUGGUCUGACGCCGACCAACUUGGUACAAGAGCUGAGUUGCUGGCCAACGCCCCCACACAAGGACUUAUGCUGAGUCAUCUCGUCGAAGAGGAUGGGGGACUUUACCAUUGCAGGGUGGACUUCAAGUCUUCGCCUACGAGAAACCUUAGAAUACGUCUGGAUAUAAUAGUUCCACCCCGGCACCUGCUCAUCACCAGCGCAGGUGAAGGCGGUCGCGUUGUGUCGGGCGUCAUCGGCCCCUACGUCGUGGGCACGCGCCUGCAGUUGCGGUGUCAGGUUACGGGGGGCAUUCCGACCCCGACGGUAAGUUGGUGGCAGGGCGGGACGCUACUGGAUGACGUGAGCGAGCUGUCCACGCCGGAGGUGACGCGCAACAGCCUGCGCAUGCCACCGCUUAGCAGGUCUGAUCUGCUGCUACAACUUUCUUGUGUUGCCUUCAACAGCAACCUCACCAACCCCAUCUCAGCCUCCGUCACCAUCGAUAUUGCUUUUGCUCCAAUCUCCGUGCGACUGCAAUUGUCUGACGAUGAACAUUACGGUCGCCUGGAUGGCAGAGAAGAGGAAAUAUGGCCAGGUUCUUGGCGGGAAGAUUUUCGUAAAAGCAGUGGAAACAGCAGCAAAGAUAGCAACACAUUCGAAUACAAAAUGAGCAGUAGCGUGAAUCUUCAAAACUUGAGCUCUGGAAAAGUCGCUCCUCAACAUCCCAGUCUCGUACGAAGUGACGGCACCGGCUCGAAAAACGGCGUGUCUUUGGAAAAUGAAGUCUUCCGGAGUAGCGGAAGGCUUUGGAACAGUCAGAAGUUUGAUGCCGACGACCGAUUGGUUUAUAUAAACCGACAGCCGCCGACUGAAGGACACGAGUCGCAAGAAGCGAGCGGAGGACUCGUACGAAGUGAAUCCUUCAGAAACCUAACUGAGGUUGACACGACCAAGCCGGAAUUUCGUUCCAAGCUUCACGAUGAUGGAGAUAUCGUUACUUCGAAUCCUAAACCCCCGAGGCAAGACCCUAGCCGUGAAUGGUUUUUAGAUACGCAGAAAGUGGAGACGAUAACGCUGAGGGAAGGACACAGAGCAAACAUCCAUUGCGAGUCUUCAGGAAGUCGGCCUCCGGCUCAAUACAAGUGGAUGCGCGACGGCCAAGAACUCAACGAAAGCUCAUAUAAAACUUCGAUAGUUGAGCCUCCAGAUCUAAGUACUGGCAAAUUUCUUUUCAAUCCGAGCAGCUACUCUUUAUCGGCGCUGUCACUGGAGCCGCGAUACGAGGAUCAUGGCUCCAUGCUGAGCUGCUGGGCCUUUAGUCCGACCCUGCCCAACGAGACGGUCAGACAAGACGCUGUCUUGAACGUCCUUUAUGCACCCCGCGUGACGCUGGCGGUGGCGAAGGAUGUGGCGUCAUUGGAUGAGGUGGAGGAAGGUGAUGACCUCCACUUCCAGUGUCGGGUGGAUGCCAACCCGCCGGUGGAUAAAGUGUACUGGACUCGCGAUGAGGAGGGUAUCUACCACAGUCCAGCGCAAGGCGUCGUGGUCGCUGGUCAUGGUCUGGAGGUGCUCUCAGUGACGCGACAUAACGCCGGCCGCUACGCCUGCUUUGCCAGGAACUCUGAAGGAGGGGCGGCGUCUGAUCGCAUACAAGUCCUUGUUAAAUACGCGCCGGUGUGUAGCGCAGAACAACCAGCACAGGUUGGGGCGGGGAGGAGGGAGGCCAUCAACGUAACGUGUUCGGUGGCCAGCCAUCCCGCACCCAUGUCCUUCAGAUGGGCCUUCAACAGGUCGUCGGAAAUGGUGGACAUCCCGCAAAGCUCGUACUGGACGAGUUCUGGGCAGUCCAGCACGCUGGGCUACCAAGUCCUCACUGAGAUGGACUAUGGCUCGCUGCUGUGCUGGGCAAUCAACGACGUCGGCAUUAUGAAGACGCCGUGUGUGAUAAAGCUGGUCCCUGCAGCCAAACCUGAAGCAGUGAAAAACUGCGUCAUCAAAAACGCAUCCAAGUCUGGCCUUCAGGACAUUUUUUCCUGCGAGCCUGGAUGGGACGGUGGCAUGAACCAAACAUUCACGCUGGAGGUUCUCGUGUCAAGAAACGUGUAUUCGCGAUCCCUUGCUCUGGUUCGCCAUUCACCAACGCCUUCAUUCGACUUGAUGGGGCUAGCGCCCGACAACGAUUAUUUGUUGGUCAUAACCGCCACGAACGGCAAGGGUUCCAGCCCGCCUCUCACGCUGACCUAUCGAUCCCCUAAAGCCUCGAAAGUGCCAUCGUCGACGCCAGACGUUUACUCGAGUACUCAGAAGCUGGCAAUAUCUUGGACGAUCUUCCUGGCAAUGCUCACAGGGCUUCUCCUCACCCUCUUAUCGUGUCUUGCUGCUCUUUUAUAUGUCGUCAAAAUUAAAAACGGCCAAGCCAGGUCAAGUCGACGCGCGUCUCAAGCGCCUACCAAGCCUGUACCGCCGCCGACCAGCCCAACAGUAAUUAUCCGCAAUGAGGUGAUAAGCAACAAGGCUAUCGCGCAGCACCAGCCCCUCCAGACCCCAGCGCGUUCCGCCCCCGACACAGAACUCUGGCGCAGAGGCUGUAGGCCUCCUGAACUCAGCGGCUACGCGCCUGCUAACGGGAGCGUUGUAGCAUCUAGAAACGUUACCGCAUUUCGCAGUUCAUCCUUUGCCCAAAGCCAAGCGCUGCCGAGGCGGCCUGAGGCAGCCAGUGGCGACUGCAAGGAAUCUAGCGACGCUCCUCACGAUGCCGGCUGUUCGUCAUCAUCCUCGUCUCGACCCUCAUCAGCAUCCUUGACCAUCUUCAAUUUUGGCGGACGGUCAAGUUGCUCCCCCGUACCCGCUUCUGGAGCAUCAUUAAAUCUUAAGCGAUUCCUGGUCUCGUCUCCGACCGCCUACUCCUGCUCCAGGUCGCCUACUCCAAUCAGGGAGGACGGCGUUAAAAACUCCGCGGUUAUUUUCUCCGGCAUCAGCGCGGCAGCGUCCAAACUCAAGGGUACGGAAGAUUCGGAUGCUGAAACUUCACCAAGCAUUAUUAUUGAUCAUAAACAUUGUGCUGAAAAAUUCUGCGAACGAGUACACACUAACACAGAAAAAGAAAGAGAUGUCGACGAUGGCCAAGCCGAGCUCUGCAUCAGUCAUAACGUCGGACGAUAUCCGGUCUUUAUGAGCGACAAUCGCGCCAGUACAGCGGUCGUGUACAACGUCUUCUGCGUUGGUGCUGCUUCGUCUGCAUCCCUGUGA
Messenger RNA from Hyalella azteca, 3303 nucleotides. RefSeq names its product nephrin-like. NCBI's taxonomy places the organism in Eukaryota, Metazoa, Arthropoda, Malacostraca, Amphipoda, Hyalellidae. Gene Ontology annotation, molecular function: protein binding. The record is from RefSeq and is a predicted model, not a curated record. Bases 1 to 3303 code for a protein of 1100 amino acids. The transcript has 13 exons.